CUUUCCUUUUCAUACUUUAUCCUUCACCCACUUGCAAUGACUUCACGAAUGUCAUCGCAAAGCCCUCUGCGGCUCUUAUCCAUAGGCUUUCUUAUCGGUGUCCUUUGCACAUUUCUCAUGUCUUGUGCACUAACAGGCACCGAUCACUCUGGCGCACAUGCUCAUUGGGGCUCCUUAGUCCGUCGUCAAGCUGCAGAUACUGGCAUUCUCAAGCUUGGCAAUCCAGGACCAGUUGUGGACUUGUUACAGCGUGAGGAGUAUGUUGCUUCAUACGAUCGUCGCAAUCGUCUUCCUCAUUGGGUUGGUGAACAUCUCACGGCGCAAUCGCUUCAAGCGGGCGAGAACGUCGAUCGCGACAGGUCCAAUUUUAAGGAGGACAAGGAUAUUCCGGCCAUUUUCCGAGCUCGCCUGAGCGACUAUACUCGCAGCGGUUAUGAUCGUGGUCAUAUGGCGCCUGCAGCCGACGCUGUUUACUCUCAGGACGCCAUGGACCAAACGUUUUUCUUAACUAACAUGUCCCCUCAAGUCGGCAUCGGGUUCAACCGCCAUUACUGGGCGUACCUCGAAGGCUUUGUUCGCGAUUUAACAAAUAAUUAUACCGACGUUUAUGUCUACACUGGACCUUUGUUCCUCCCUCGUAAUAAUGACACGGGCUAUAUUGACAUUGAUCAAGAAACCGCGCCCACCAACGCCAAUAAUCCAGGCUACUUCAUGGAAUACCCGCUUCUCGGCAAGAUACCUAAUGUAGCAGUUCCUACCCAUUUCUUCAAGAUCGUGCUUGUGUCUUCUGGUAGCGAUUCCGACUAUUUGUUGGGCGUGUUUGUAUUGCCAAACCAAUCCAUCAAUAGCAAGACCCCGUUGACCGACUUCCAAGUACAACUGAGCUCAGUCGAACGAGUAUCUGGGCUACAGUUUUUCAGCGAAAUGGAUCGCAACUCUUUUGGAGAACUUUGUUCAAGUUACACUUGCGAGUUAUAGAUUUUUGCUGCUGUUUUUUUUUUGUCUAUACCUUACUUUUUGCUUACCAAGCUAAACCCUUUUUUGAAUUGACCUGGGCCCAGAAUUAAUAACAUGAUGGUGGUGGUUGCUGGAGUCUUCAACAUUUUACGCCACUCCUGAAUAUAAAUAUUUAUCACAGA
Messenger RNA from Zychaea mexicana, 1139 nucleotides. RefSeq lists its product as uncharacterized. Lineage: Eukaryota; Fungi; Mucoromycota; Mucoromycetes; Mucorales; Lichtheimiaceae. Bases 37 to 978 code for a protein of 313 amino acids. The record is from RefSeq and is a predicted model, not a curated record. The transcript has 3 exons. Gene Ontology annotation, molecular function: single-stranded DNA endonuclease activity; RNA endonuclease activity; metal ion binding. Gene Ontology annotation, cellular component: mitochondrial inner membrane; nucleus. Gene Ontology annotation, biological process: apoptotic DNA fragmentation.